CGGGGAAGAAGAGCCUUGUGGGUGAGGAUGUGUCCAGAGCAAGCUGAAGUCUGCAUCCCUCUGCUGUUUCCCAAUGAAAACUGAGCCAUCGUUCCAUCGUGCUCUGUGUGGGAUAGCAGAUUGAGAUUAAAAGUCAAGGAGUCUUGGAGCUGGGGGGCUUUAGGGCUUGCUCUUGGCUCUUUCAUUAGUGAUGGAUGUGGCAGGAGAAAUGGGCCAUCAAGUUGAAGAUAGAGGAGACUCCGUCUGAACAGUCAUGGCGCCUUUGGAGGACCAUGACAUGAAGUCCUGGUGUGAGACUGCUGCCAUCUUCCACUCAUUCUCCUUUCAGUCCUUCAGAUCGAGGCAUCGACACCAGCUCUGACCAUGUGGACGGCAGAUGAGAUUGCUCAGCUGUGCUAUGAGCACUAUGGGGUCAGGCUGCCCAAGCAGGGGAAGCCUGAGCCAGAUCGCGAGUGGACUUUAUUGGCAGCCAUCGUGAAGAUACAGUGUCCACCCGCGAAGCCAGGGCCAGUGACAAAGGAAGUUGUCUCGAUGGGAACAGGAACAAAGUGCAUAGGCCAGUCCAAAAUGAGGAGGAGCGGAGACAUUCUCAACGAUAGCCAUGCAGAAAUCAUAGCCAGGAGAGGUUUCCAGAGGUACCUUCUCCAUCAGCUCCAGUUGGCAGCCACUAUGAAAGAGAGGAGUAUCUUUGUCCCAGGAACUCAAAAAGGACUCUGGAAGCUCAGACCAGACCACUUUUUUGUGUUUUUCUCCAGCCACACACCCUGCGGGGAUGCCUCCAUCAUUCCAAUGCUUGAGUUUGAAGAACAGCCCUGUUGCCCUGUCGACAGGGGUUGGACUGACAGCUACUCAGGCGAAGCCGCUGUUCACCUGGAAGCUCCUGGAAAUAAAAGGACGUGUGACAGCUCUGUCAACCCUGCAAACAAAAAGAUGAGGCUUGAGCCUGGUACCCCCGUCCAGGAGGUAGCCAAUGGAGCAGCUCACCAUGGGAAGCCCAUCCCACCAGAUGCCCGUAGCUGUGCUGUGGAGAUACCGACUGCAGUCACCCGAAUAGACCUCAGUGGUGCCAAAGUGGUAGAUGUUUACAGAACCGGAGCCAAGUGUGUGCCUGGAGAAGCCGAGGACCCAAGGAGACCUGGUGCUGCGUACCACCAAGUGGGGCUGCUCCGAGUGAAGCCAGGCCGCGGUGACAGGACUUGCUCCAUGUCUUGCAGUGACAAGGUGGCCCGAUGGAAUGUCCUUGGGUGCCAAGGUGCCCUGUUGAUGCAUUUCCUGGAAGAGCCCAUCUACCUGUCAGCUGUGGUCAUUGGGAAAUGCCCAUACAGCCAGGAAGCCAUGGAGAGAGCGCUGGUGGGGAGGUGUCAGAAUGUUUCAACUCUACCCAAAGGCUUUGCAGUUCAACAGCCAAACAUACAGCAGUCAGAUUUGCAGUUUGAACAGAGCCGCUGCGCAGUACAGGCAAGGAAAGGUGACAGUCCAGGCCGACUUGUUCCCUGUGGGGCAGCCAUCAGCUGGAGCGCAGUUCCUGAACAGCCAUUAGAUGUUACUGCCAAUGGCUUUCCCCAGGGAACUACAAAGAAGAAAAUUGGAAGCCUUCAAGCCAGAUCCCGAAUCAGCAAAGUGGAACUCUUCAGAUCAUUCCAAAAGCUACUCAGCAGCAUGGCAGAGGACAAGUGGCCAGACUCCCUCAGGGGGCAGAAGCUGGAGACCUACCAGGAGUACAAGGAGGCAGCAGCCGCUUACCAGGAAGCCUGGAGCACACUCCGAAAGCAGGCCUUUGGAUCCUGGAUCAGAAACCCACCGGACUAUCACCAGUUUAAAUGAGAAGAAGUUGUCGGAAGGCUUGCGGGAAGCAAGGCCCUUGAGCUGCCUCCUUCCUUCAUAGCAAGCAUACCCCAGCUUUUCUGGUGACUGACUCAGGAAAGCAGGGUUUGGGGAGAAGCCUUUUGCUGGAGCACUGUGCCUCAGGUGUGGUACAGAUGGACUCCAGAAUAGAGAGAAUGUCCUCAGCUGAUGUAACUCUGCACAAGUGGCAGUUCAGCAAUGACUUCAGCAUCUGACUUGAAGUCCGGCUCACUGGACCUGGCUGAUACCAUUCUUGCUCUCUCAGGGAAGAGCUC
Molecule: messenger RNA, 2120 nt
Organism: Ochotona curzoniae (black-lipped pika)
Lineage: Eukaryota; Metazoa; Chordata; Mammalia; Lagomorpha; Ochotonidae
Gene: ADAT1
Product: adenosine deaminase tRNA specific 1
Exons: 9
Coding region: 364-1824 (486 amino acids)
Biological process (GO): RNA processing
Molecular function (GO): adenosine deaminase activity; RNA binding
Source: RefSeq, a predicted model, not a curated record